AUGUCACCAUCACGCAAAAUAUCGAUCACUCAAGAAAUUUUCAUUGAUUUAAGCCUCCCAACAUUGUUUGAUGUUCAUAGAAUGUAUUCGCAAUCUCACUGCAUAUUUUCAUGUCUACAUGGAUUUUCAAACAAAGGUCAAAGUGAUGGUUCAAAAAAAACAUUUUUUUUCACGGAUAUUUGGCUUUUGCAUAUAUUUGCUGUUUCUUUGUCUCAUUUCGCGAUGCACGAAAAUGGAUUAUGGGGAGAAUUAUUUUUACUAACCUCGUGCGGUUUCAUGCCACCUCAUUCAGAGAUUCAUUCUUUCAUCUUUGUCGGUGUUUUAUUUAUUCGUUCGCUCAACGCUAAUAUCGACGCUUGGCUAAGAUUAAAAGAAAAGCAAUAA
Messenger RNA from Clunio marinus, 384 nucleotides. Lineage: Eukaryota; Metazoa; Arthropoda; Insecta; Diptera; Chironomidae. The record is from the annotation of a GenBank genome assembly.